Messenger RNA from Dermacentor andersoni, 761 nucleotides. The record is from RefSeq and is a predicted model, not a curated record. Lineage: Eukaryota; Metazoa; Arthropoda; Arachnida; Ixodida; Ixodidae.
CACCAUGCCUUGACUUCCCAACGCAUUCUUCUAUCUAUCUGUUCAUUUCUGUCGCGGUGCGUAGCACUGCUGUUUUCCUGUGGCAGGCGAUGGUUCCCGUACUCGCCUACGGGAACGUCAGGUCCCUGGGACAACCUAUCCGCAACCUGCUCGUCUACAGGGGAGUCGAGUUCGAGGACAAACAGUACGAAGUCGGGCCCCCGCCCGACUACAGCCUGUCCGCCUGGCUGAAGGAAAAGUACACGCUGAGCUUCACGUUCCCUAACCUUCCGUACUACAUCGACGACCACGUUAGGCUGACCCAGAGCUUGGCCAUCCUCCGCUACCUGGGAAGAAAGCACGACCUGGCUGCCAGGAAUGAGCUGGAGACCGCAGAACUGGACGUGAUCGAGCAGCAGGCCCGGGACUUGUGCCUCAAUCUGAUCAAUGCGGCCACGCCGAAGCCGGAGGACGAGUACGGUCUCUACUCCUACUCCAAGAUGCUGGGCGAGGUCCUGAAACCCUGGGACGACUUCCUAGCCUCCAGGAAGUGGACGAUGGGGGACAGGCUGACGUACGUGGACUUCAUGCUUUACGAAGGGCUCGACUGGCACCGACAGUUCAAACCAUGCGUUAUGAAAGGGUACAUGAACAUCCUUGAGUAUCUGAAGAGGUUCGAGCAGCUGCCCAAUAUCAAGGACUACUUCACUUCAAAUCGCUUCAAGAAAUGGCCCAUCCUCGGCCCCCAAAGGACGUGGGGCUUCAAGAAAACUUCCAUGUGA